AUGGAGCAAAAAAGUGAGGUUAUCAGUCGAGAAUUCGUUAAAGAGCUGGAUGAAUGGAUCGAACAACUUUAUGAAUGCAAACAGCUUUCUGAAGGGCAGGUGAAAUUGUUGUGCGAAAAGGUGAGCUAUUUGUUAUUGUUUUUUGGGCUUAGUGAUACCAAUGUUAUUGAUUUUGCCGCAUCUGUCGACAAAAGUUGUUAAUUUCGUGUAAUUAGGCGAGAGAGAUCCUGAAGGAAGAGGCCAACGUCCAAGAAGUAAAAUGCCCGGUUACAGUGUGUGGUGAUGUUCACGGUCAAUUCCAUGACUUGAUGGAGCUCUUCAAGAUGGGCGGAAAGUCUCCGGACACCAACUAUUUGUUCAUGGGUGACUACGUUGACCGUGGUUACUACUCGGUUGAAACUGUUUCUUUAUUAGUUUGUUUGAAGGUACGUUUUUUUACUUUAUUUUUUGUCGUAUUUUGUAGUUGUUAAUGGUUGAUGUAUUCAGGUCAGAUACCGUGACAGAGUGACGAUCCUCAGAGGUAACCACGAAUCUCGACAAAUUACUCAGGUUUAUGGUUUUUACGACGAAUGCUUAAGGAAAUACGGAAACUCCAAAGUAUGGAAUCACUUCACUGAACUGUUCGACUUCUUCCCCCUGACCGCGCUUGUUGAUGGUCAGAUCUUCUGUCUUCACGGCGGCCUCUCCCCUUCGAUAGAUACCCUCGAUCAUAUCCGAUCGCUCGAACGUAUUCAAGAAGUCCCCCAUGAAGGUAAGAUAAUCUGUAGCGACAUUCUGAGUAUUUAUCGCUAUUACGUUUAUCCAUCGAGGAUUAGGGACGUAGUUGUUGUGUCCUUGUGGAGGGGAACGACUAAUAUACCCGCCAACAAUAAUAAUAUGUAGUUUACUUACGAGAGAAAACAAAAUACACGACCAGACUCCAGGUCGAUUUCGAAGAUCGACCUAUACCGGUGAUUUAGUGAAUAUCGAAGGCAUCAGGUAGUGUAAAAAAUGUCUAGCUUCCAAAACUGUUUAAGGGCCCUGAGGGAAUAGUUAUGACUUAUCAAAGUUCGCGCAAAAACCAACCGAGAAAGGCGCGAGGACUAUUCGGGUCGACGAUACUGGAUCGUGUUGGUCCGUCGUUAUAUGCAUGGGGAGAUUAGGAGAAGGCUUAGUUAGUAGAAAUAAUAAGAUUGGUCGGGUUCUAGGAUAGCUUGUCUCCUAUUUUGAGCUAUUUUGCAUGUAUCCUAGGGUCGCUGGCUCCUGUAUGGUUUUUUAACAAAGAGAGUAGACGUCCUUUUCAGGGCCCUAGAUUUAUCAGCGGCUCAAUGGUCUUGGAAAAAAAUAGCAACUACUCGGUUAACUUUUUGGGAGCCACUAGGCGGGUCAUGAAGAUAAAUUCGGUCGCGACUUUAUGUCAUGCUCCAAGAAGGAAGACGGCAAGGUACUACACCAACACGCGAGCUGCGAGUUCGGUGCCUCUGGGUUUGAUAGUACUCUAACCCUAUUACAGGUGGGAUAGUGUGAUACUAGCCAUACUGACUUAAGAAGGUCUGUGGAAUAAUGCAAAAAAAAUUUCAAUAACUUAGUUGCCAACCUAAUACUCACAUAAAUAAUAUCUAGAUGAAAAUUAUGGAUCGCCGUUUUUUGCCGUGAUUUUUUUUGUGUUACAAUAACUCAGGGUAAAGAAACUAAGGUUAGUUAUAGCUAAAAUUAGAAAAAGUGGACGUAUUGCAAGUCUUCGCCUUUCCCUUUCAAGCCAAUACCUCAAAAAUCAUAUUCUAAGAGUAGCAUAACUUACAAAAAAAUCUUUUUUAAUAUUUAAGGAAUUGACCGUACAACUUUCAAAAAUGCAAAUUUCUGAACUUUUUUAACGAGGUUCUAAUUCUAUUGAGCGAAUAGUUAAACACAGAUAUGAACGAAAUUCCUUUUUUCGACGAGAUAGCACAAUUUUUUAACAAAAUUUUUAAAAAACAUUUUUUGUAACUUUUGCUAUUUUUGCUAUAUGGUUUUCGAGUUAUUGACUUGAAGGGGAAUAUUUGGAUAACCACUUUUUUUAUUUAAUUAUUUUCUUUUUUAAGGCCCCAUGUGCGAUCUUUUGUGGUCCGAUCCCGAUGAUAGAGGAGGCUGGGGUAUCUCUCCUCGUGGUGCUGGCUACACUUUCGGCCAAGAUAUAUCAGAGACCUUCAACCACUCUAAUGGGAUCACCUUGAUAUCUCGAGCCCAUCAAUUGGUAAUGGAAGGAUACAACUGGUGCCAUGAUCGGAAUGUGGUCACUGUCUUCUCGGCCCCCAACUACUGCUACAGAUGUGGUAAUCAAGCAGCGAUGGUGGAGUUGGAUGACGAACUCAAGUACUCUUUCCUUCAAUUCGACCCGGCCCCUCGUCGAGGAGAACCUCAUGUGACUCGACGAACCCCCGACUAUUUCUUGUAA
This is a messenger RNA of Bursaphelenchus xylophilus (pine wood nematode), 2413 nucleotides long. The record is from the annotation of a GenBank genome assembly. Lineage: Eukaryota; Metazoa; Nematoda; Chromadorea; Rhabditida; Aphelenchoididae.